AUUGAAUUAAUAGAACCACCAACCAAACAUGCUCUUCCAUCCAAACAGUCCUUAGCGUGCUGGGAAUUCAUUAGCCAACAACAGGCAGUCUUUUCCUAGGUUUUCUCUACACUUUGAAAGGGGCCCAAAAGGCCGGAUAAACAGUGUGAAAAUACUUCUACGGUUUUACCUCUUGGGUCUCGAUCACUUUACUCUUGCCGAUCAAAAUCGAAAAGCGAUAAAGAAAUCCGUUGAGUGAGCAGAUUCAAACUUUACUUUGAAGUUAAAUGGAUCGAGGAAAGAAAUCUAGCACGUCCCUUGCCAACAAAAACAACAGGAUCUACAUGGAUCUCAAAGAUAUUAUCAGGGAGAAUGCACUUUGUUACCUUCCUGCUAAAUCUCUUCGUCGCUGCACAGGUGUUUGUCGGGAUUGGAAGUUUCAUAUUUCAACUCCUUUCUUUGCUCACAGUCAGUCGAAUAGUUUCCGUGAUGUAUCAGGGUUCUUUUGUCAAUCCUCUUCAUCUCUGCCAUCAUUUGUUUCCCUUGACCCAAUUGCAUUUGGCGUUCCAGACCCAUCUUUGAAGUUUUUACCUGAACCAGUUGACAUCAGGUGUUCUACUAAUGGACUUCUUUGCUGCCAGGGUCAGACUGGAUACAAUGCCUACUACAUCUGUAAUCCUGUUACCAAGCAGUGGAAAAAACUUCCUAAACCUGAUGGUUACCAUGGGGCGGAUCCUGCCCUUGUUCUUGUCUUUGAGCCAACCUUACUGAAUUUUGUGGCCGAGUACACGCUGAUCUGUGCAUUUCCAUCUGACCUGGAUGGAUACGAGUUUGAGAUUUAUUCCUCAAACGAAGCAUCUUGGAGAACUUCUCGUGAGAUUUGCUUUGGCAAUCGGCAGAUUGUUCCUAGAUCAGGUGUUCAUGUUGAUGGUACUGUGUACUGGAAGUCAAUUAAUGCUGGAAUUAUUGCUUUUGAUCUUAAGACUGAGCGGUCAAAACUCCUCCCAGGCUGUAAUGCUUGUUCUUACUAUUCAUCUGGUGCAUUGGGUGAGGUGAAUAAGAAGCUUUGUUAUGCAUUCAAAAAUGGCACGAAAGUAACUUUAGCUGAGCUGUCAAAUGCCUUCACAAACACGAUGCAAAUGAACAACAAAACAAAAGCAUGGACAAUGAAAGAUGUAAGUUUAACUUUAGAUAAUGCAUGGAUCGAUGGGUGGGCUCGUCAGGGAAGUGUGCUGUUUGUUGGCGGUGAUGUUAUGGUGAUACAUUUGGGGAAAACACUUGUUCCUUACAACAUGAGAACUAAAGAGGUCAAACAAUUGACGAUUGAAGAUGUGCAUGAUUUCAGGAUGGUUCCCUAUGUGAACAGCCUUGUUGAUAUAUAGUUUAAUCUCUCCUUGCAACAAUUUGACAUUGGCCAGUGAGUUGGCAGAAACAAUCUACAUGAUGUAUCAUCAUCCUGUUUCAAGGGUUGAUAUUGAAUCUGAAAAACGACAAUCAUAGACUCAAUGCGCCAAAAAUUAGAGUUAAAGGUGAGAUAUUAUUUAUUUGUUGAUGCUGUUUCAAAUUAUGCUUCAGUUUUGUAUUCAGAGCAAGUAUACAAAAAUAUAAUUUUUGUGAAACUAUGUUACAGUUAAAAUUUUUGAAAUAGAUUAAAAAUGCAUAUUGCUUGA
Molecule: messenger RNA, 1649 nt
Organism: Jatropha curcas
Lineage: Eukaryota; Viridiplantae; Streptophyta; Magnoliopsida; Malpighiales; Euphorbiaceae
Product: F-box protein At5g07610
Molecular function (GO): protein binding
Source: RefSeq, a predicted model, not a curated record